Messenger RNA from Punctularia strigosozonata HHB-11173 SS5, 1358 nucleotides. Its product is annotated as kinase-like protein. Bases 1 to 1218 code for a protein of 405 amino acids. The transcript is spliced from 3 exons. Gene Ontology annotation, molecular function: ATP binding; protein kinase activity. The record is from RefSeq and is a predicted model, not a curated record. Gene Ontology annotation, biological process: protein phosphorylation. Lineage: Eukaryota; Fungi; Basidiomycota; Agaricomycetes; Corticiales; Punctulariaceae.
AUGCGAUUCAUACCCUCUCGACUGAACGCCGUCGAAAAUGCUGAGGAGUACAUACCCGGAGGCUUCCAUCCAGUGGCCAUCGGCGACAUUUAUGCAAACGGUCGUUACAGAAUCCUCCACAAACUCGGCAUCGGGGGAUCCUCCACCGUCUGGAUGGCUCGCGACUAUGCGCAGAAUACCCCAUACGGUAGACUGGUCGCUCUCAAAGUCAUGUGCGCCGACGUUUCAACUACAGCUGCCGAGCAGAUGCCCGAGUUGGUCGUCCCGAAGGCGCUUCGCGCGGUCGCGGGCUCUUGCGACUUCCAGACUGUCGACCACCAUUUCCUGGUGCAAGCGGGAUCAGUUCGAACCGGUCGCCGUCUACGCGGGGAUCUGGCGAGAGCCGUUGCGAAGCAGGCAGCUGCGGCGAUCAGGUGCAUGCAUCUUGCAGGCAUUGUUCAUGGAGACCUCACGACAUCAAAUGUCUUAUUUCGUGUAGCCCGGUCUGUUGUUGACUGGACGGAUGAUGAGGUGUACGCGCAGUUGGGUUUACCUCGCACUGAAGUGGUCAGGACCUUUGAUGGUUCACCUCCCGGAUUGCACGCAGCCACCAAGCUCGUCGAAUCGGCAAAGCUUUCCCGACUCGCCGAUCUGUCACUUGUCGAAGAACAUGUUACAAUCAUCGAUUUCGGCCAAUCCUACUUCAUUCGCGAUCCCCCAAAGGACUACGAACCCGCCACAGCAAUCCAUUACCAGUCGCCGGAAAUGCGCUUUGAUGAUCAUAUAGGCCCCGAGACUGAUGUUUGGUCGCUCGGAUGCGCUAUCUUCGAAAUCCGAUCGGGAUAUCCGCUCUUCGAGCCAUUCUUCGGAAGCGAGGAUAUAAUGCGGCAAACUGUCCAGACUCUCGGACGAUUACCUGAUCCUUGGUGGAACUCCUUUGAGGAGCGAGUUUGGUGGUUCGAGGACGACGGUGAACCGAAGGACAUAUCGGCUCAGAAGCAGACGGGGGUUAGGAUAACUGCCCGCAAAACUUCGAUUUCAGAGAAGCUGCGUUCCAUAGGCGACGUUGAUGAGCCACCUGCUGCAGACGAAGGUCCGAUGAUAGAAAGGUGUGGGGUCAAGCUAUCGGAGGAGGAAGCCGAAUUGCUCUCUGAUUUGCUGGGGAGGAUGCUGAAGUAUCGACCAGAGGAACGCCCUACCAUGGAGGAAGUCAUCCACCAUAGGUGGUUCAAUCUCUGAACCUUAAGGACUAACAAUUCACUGGGCUUGAUGCUCAUGCGAUCAUAGUAGGAGUCCGGAACGGAAGCGAUUUCUUACUAUCUAGGCCACAUGCGUAUCAUGUAUAUAGUGCCUGGUGAAUGAAGUUAUGGUGACCGAGG